GUGGGGUCACACAGAGGCGGAGGAGAGAAGCAGAGAGAGAGACUCUGAGCCCAACCCCGAACACGGCAACAAACCCAGCUGCCGAAACGACGCCGCGCACAAAAGCAAAGCGGAUUUUUUUUUAUUUUUUUCCCUCCCUCUCUCUCUUUCUUUCUCUCUAUCUAUCUCACAUACACAAACUAGGGCCGACAUGAUCGAGGAGACUCUCUGAGACCAAACCCGACCGUCGUUUCUUCUUUUUUUUUUAUUUAAAAAAAAAAAUUACCCCCUUUUCUUUUCCUCCUCCGAAAGCUGGAGCAUAAAAAAACAACUUGUUAUUCAAAUCCACCACCACCACCACCACCUCCCCGCCCGCUGCACUCCACCCCUCCGUACCGCUGCACCCCAUCUUAGCUACCGAGAUGCACACGGAGGCUCGCAAUAAGAAAUGCCAGACGAAUCCUGAGAAAUCCAACGUUGCUACCUCAGAGCCCUCCAAGGAGAUGCCAUCCAUACAGAUCAAGCCUGAGCCAGAGGAGGUGGAGUGCACGGUGAAGCAGGAACCUGAGGACGAUUUCCCAGAGCCGACAGACCUGAAGCUGAAGUCCUCUCCCCCUCCUCUGUGCAUCAUCAGCACGCACUCUGUCGAUGCUGACCAGACUGAGCCUGUGGACCUGUCGCUUAAUAAACCCCGCCCCUCACUACCUAUCACCGCCACACCCAUGGUCAUGCCAGUCAAACCUGCGCCGGUGACGGGCACGAUCACCACCAGCACCACGCUCCCGGCCGUCCUGGCGUCCUCGGGCUCCAUUCUGGCUCAGGGUGUUGGAGGACAGCAGAUCCUACACGUCAUCCACACCAUCCCCUCGCACGUUGCGGGCAAAAUGGGCCAGCUUCAGACCAUCCCUCUGGUGGUACAGUCACUGCCUGUUGUCUACACGGCCGUGCCUGCUGAUGGAGUGCCCACCGCCGCCACCGCCAUCACCGUGCCUCUCAUCGGCACAGAUGGCCGCUCCGAAGGGUCAGUGCGGAUUAAGCCUGGCUCGACGUCCCCGGUGGAGUACCAGAGUGACAGCGAUACAGAGAGUGGCACAGAGUCCGGAUCAGCUUCCUUCAGAACACAGAGCAUGGACAACAGCUUAAGCACAGACGUGGACAUCCAAGCAGAUCCCGACUCACCUGACAUGAAGAGACGACGAGUGCACAUGUGCGACUACGACGGCUGCAACAAAGUGUACACCAAAAGCUCUCAUCUGAAAGCUCACCGCAGGAUACACACAGGAGAGAAACCGUAUCAGUGUACGUGGGAAGGCUGCACGUGGCGUUUCGCCCGCUCCGACGAGCUGACGCGUCACUUCCGCAAGCACACGGGCAUCAAGCCGUUCCGUUGCACUGACUGCGACCGCAGCUUCUCCCGCUCCGACCAUCUAGCCCUUCAUCGGCGCCGCCAUGUCAUGAUGUGAGCCCGGGUCGGUUCCUCUCCUUUCCUCGGAAGACUCUGCCCCCUCUCCCCUCUCCCCUCUCCUUCUCCCCCAUCAGAAAGGGCUGAGAGAACUGUGAACUGUCCCUUACCUUCCUCAGAGCCGCAUACGAUGAAGAUAACGCCGCAUGUCUUUGGGGUUCUUGUACCCACAAAGUCACCGAACACGCUUCAAAUCAAACAAACAAAAACAAACAAACAAACGCCGCUCAUCCGUCCAGUCCUCAUUUACACCAGGCUACGCUGUUUAUCCCAACGCUCGCUUCAACGAGGAAGCUGCAGCCGCGAGAUGCAGCGAUUAGAACAGACUGAAGGGCCGAGGGUUUGUCUGAAACCGUCCGAGAGAAAGAGAAGAGAAGAGAAGAGAAGAGAAGAGAAGAGAAGGACCAGAUGACGGAGGGCGCGAAAAGAGAAGCGAUAGGUUUUUAACCACAGGUUUACAAAAUCUCUUCUCAUCAUUUGAGUUGUAUGUUUUGCCGAAACAUUUUAGUCUUUUUAGACACUUUUUCGUUUGUUUGUUUGCAUGUACUAACUUUUUUGUGUUGAUGGUUGUGUGGCCGAACGUCAACAUGCGUUUUUUUUUUUUUGUUUCCUUUUUAAAAUGAAUUUCUACUCGCUAUUUUAUGAACAAACGUUUCGCCGUUCUGACUUUUAUCAGCUUUCCAUCCUGCACCACCACCUAGAGGGAGAGAGCAAAGACUGUGAAGUUUCUAGAAUUCCGUUUUUGUGAAUUGGCAAAUUUUUUUAUUUUUUUUUUAUUUUUUUUUUAGAAAGAGAUGAAGAGAGCGACAGACAGAGAAAGAGAGAGAGAGAGCGACAAAGGGAGAGAGAGAGAGAGAACAGAUCAAGGCCUCACACCGAGGUUUUCAGCAAGCUACAAAGUUUCUGAAUUUCAUGCUGCAUUAUUGCAAUUGAGCAUCAUUCACAAAAUAGAAGAGGAAAAAAAAACCCAAACAAAACACAAAAAAAGACAAAUACAAAAUAUAUUUGGCUCGGUAACAGUAUUUAUAAUAUACAUACAUAUAUAUAUCUAUAUAUAUUUUUUAAAUCCUUUUUAUUUGUGUUCUGCCAAAAUUGGCAUUUUAAUUAAUUCAAGUUUUUUCAGGUGAUGAUUGUCUCAUGAGGCUGUGAAAAAAAAAAACACAACAAGAAAAACAAAAGAAUAAAGUUCAUCUGAAUGGGACUAGGAUAGGAAAUAGGGGCUCUUGAUAAGUGUGUGUGUGUGUGUGUGUGUGCGCGUUUCUAAUAUAAUCAGAGGUUUAAUAUUGGAGGUGUGUGUUCUAGGCACAUGUUGUUGACGCCCUUCAGAGCCUUAAUUGUAAGUAAAUGUGCAACUCAAAUGUGUUUUUGCGCAUCUCGUUCGUUCUUCGGAGUUCCUCAGGGUUCUGGGCUGGGACCCCUAGUAAAGAAAGGCACCAUUUAAAAAAAAAAAAAUCUUUAUUUGUUGAUCAACAAUAACCACAUGUUAAAGGAACAGUUUUAGCUCCGGCCCUGUUUUCACUCGAUUAUGCAGAAGUUAGACUCCGAUCCUUGGACCUUCCCCUUGACCUUCUUACGAUAUUUAAAUUGUGGGGGGAAAAAAAACAAACAAACAAACAAACGAUAACAAAGAGCACAGUCUCGUUCAGAGAGGAAAGUAUCUCUCUUUUUUUUUUUUUUUUUUUUGGACCCUCGUCUCAAUCCCUUUCAUGCUAGCACUCGUUAAUAAUUAUGGUCACGAUUUCAACAGCUAGCGGAUUAUAAAGAGGUGCGUUUUUUUUUUGCCCUUUUGUGUCGUUUCGGAAGCUUGAACCGAACCGCAGCUUAUUCAAUUCCAGCCUUUAUGAGUUGAGCGCACGUUUGCGGCAAAAGAAAACAACGAAUUAAAAAAAAACGUAUCAAUAAAAAAACAAAAAUCGUCGCUCCAGUGCAAUCUCCAGACGUCAGAUCUAUCGUUCUGUUCUUUUGCUUCAACUCUAAACUUAAGCACAUCUUUUUAGAAAACUAUAUGCAUUCGAAUGCGAUCUUUCUUUUUCUUUUUCUUUUUUUUCUUUUUUUAAAUAAACUGUUCAUAGGCAUACAGACAAUUAUAAAUAAUUAACAAAUACGUGUACAUACUGUAUAUAAUCAAAGUUCUGAAUAAACGUAACGGGUGGAUUUCUAUUUUUAACACUGACUAGACAAUGUGAAUUUUUCUUUUUUUCUUUUUCCCUUUCUUUCUUUCUUUCUUGGCUCAACAAUGUGUUCUUUUUUUUUAAAAAAAAAAAAUCCCUUUUUAAUCUGAUGUGUUGUAAAUCUUUUGUGUUGCAUGGAGAGAAUUUCUUUGUGAAGUUGCUGAGCAUGUCAGCGUGUCCCGUCGGUGCCCUGACAAACGUGGCCUGUAAGCACUGAUAAUCCAUCUUUAUUAUACAGAUAUACGACGUGGCAUUUCUAGUGCAAUUAAAGCCAUUCUUUGCACGUAAAUAAAUAAAAAAAAAAAAAACAGCUACUACCUGACUUUAGUAACGCGCUCUUUCUAUCUUUAGAGAUACAGGUCGCAGAACUAAAAUGACGCCAAGGGAUAAAAACAAAACCAUCGAACAAAUGAAUUGCACGUCGUCGAGGUUUUGUGCGACCGAAAUGCCACGAGGAACCUCGAGUCGGAACAUCGUGGAUGAAUUUUAUUUUUAAAAUUGACGAUUUUACGUCGUUCCUUGAUGUUUUUACGUCCGGUGACUGAAUUUGCCAUCGUUCGAGCAUGUUUACUCGUUUUCACUUUGAGUUUAGCAACGAUUUAAAAAAAGGAAAAAAAAAAAAAAAGAAAAACACGUACACGUAUUCUGGGUUUUUGUUUCGCGUGAGCAAGUGUGAUGAUCAUAAAUCCUAAAAAAUUUUUCCUUUUUUUUUUUUACAUUUUUUAAUUUAAUUUUUUUUCUUUCUGUCUUUUUGUUUUAAAGGUCAGAAUCCUAGGUAUUUUAUAUUGAAUGCAGUAACUUAUGGGCCAGUACUAUAUUACUCAGUGCAAUGCAGUUAUCAUUAUAAUAAUACAAGUAAUUAAUGUUAUUUCUUUUGUAUUUGUACAGAACAAAUGUGUAAAGAUCAAUGAGGUGAACACAAGCUUUUUGAUACUGUGAGAAAUGGUGUUAAAAGUCAGUUUCCCCUGUACAGUCGUGAUUAUCUACGCCUUUUAUAGAAUAAAGUGUUUUUUUUUUU
This is a messenger RNA of Tachysurus vachellii, 4630 nucleotides long. It is a transcript of the gene klf8, whose product is annotated as Kruppel like factor 8. Gene Ontology annotation, molecular function: DNA-binding transcription factor activity, RNA polymerase II-specific; RNA polymerase II cis-regulatory region sequence-specific DNA binding. The record is from RefSeq and is a predicted model, not a curated record. Bases 402 to 1442 code for a protein of 346 amino acids. Lineage: Eukaryota; Metazoa; Chordata; Actinopteri; Siluriformes; Bagridae. Gene Ontology annotation, biological process: regulation of transcription by RNA polymerase II. The transcript has 6 exons.